AUGAGGUUCGACCCAGCAUCCUUCGGGAAGUUGCGGUUGAAGAGCCAUGACUCUCUUUACACAAUAGACGAUCUGAUCAGAUCGCACGCCGCAGAGCCGGAAGACUUUACAUUGAUAGGAGCUCCUGUGGCCGGACUCAUAGAUUUCGAAGAGCAUUCUGCUCGUGAUGUUGACAGAUUCGCCAAUGCCGCAGCAGCUCGACUGCAAGAAUUGGGUCUGAAGCCUGCAAAUCCGGAUCUGGAGGAAAGCCCCAUUAUUGGCAUGCUGUGUAUAUCCGGACUUGAUAUGGUUGUCACUCUUCUCGGUCUCUUGCGCUUGGGCUAUGGCGUUUUGCUCCUUUCGACCCGAUUACCAGCAUCAGCAUAUGUCAAAUUGAUGAGCAUGGUCGGCUGCUCCACUCUGAUCUCAACGGGGGCCUUCAGACCUGUACUCGAUGAUGUUCAAGCCGAGUCACCUAUCACCCUCUUGAGUCUACUGCAACGUUCGGACUACAUCGGCGUGAAGGCAUCUGCUUUCAAGCGUCAAUAUAACACUGCCAAAGAAACCAACAAGAUUGCAGUAAUCAUCCAUUCAUCUGGAUCGACAGGGUUUCCAAAACCAAUAUAUCUCCGCCACGCGCAAUGUCUGGCAACGUUCACUCAGAACUUCGGCAUGCGUGCUUUCCUGGCAUCUCCUCUUUUCCACAGCCAGGGCUUCUAUGAGAUGUUCAGAACCAUCUAUUCCAAGAAACCUCUUUACCUUUGUAACUACACAAUCCCACACACACGUCAAGGCUUGACGUUUCAACUGCAGUAUUUGAAGCCCGAGAUCUUCAACUGCGUGCCUUACCUGCUCAAGUUGUUGUGUGAGUCCGAGGACGGCAUCAAGGAACUGGCCAAAGUCCAGCUUGUGCUAUAUGCCGGAAGUGGUUGUCCGGAUGACGUUGGCGACUUGUUGGUCAACAGGGGAGUCAAUCUGGUACAGAAUUACGGAUGCACUGAGAUUGGUCGCAUCAUGACUUCGUUCCGAGCACCAGAAGAUCUCGAAUGGAACUAUUGCCGACUCAAUCCGCCAGUGUCCGAGCAUGUGCUGAUGGACGAGAUAGCCCCUGGUGUCUUCGAGUGUGUCGCAUUAGAGAGUCUCAAGACGAGGGUUGCGGUCAACUCAGACGAUCCUCCAAACUCCUUCCGCUCUCGAGAUUUGUUCGCACCGCAUCCGACACGUCCGAAUCUCUGGAAGUAUCUCAGCAGACUCGACGAUCGCUUGACGCUGGUAAACGGUGAGAAAGUGCUUCCCCUGCCGAUCGAAGGUCGCAUUCGCCAAGAUCGUAUGGUUCAGGAAGCUGCUGUGUUCGGCAUCGGCAGAAGCGUACCCGGAGUCAUCAUCUUUCGGUCACACGACGCUAAGGACAUGUCCGACGACGAGUUCUUCGAAGCAGUAUGGCCCGCUGUUGAGGACGCUAAUGCUAAGGCAGAGAGCUUCUCCAGAGUCCCCAAGGAGCUUGUCAUCCUUGUUGUCGCAGACACGGAAUAUCCGAAGACCGACAAGGGCACUUUUAUCCGAGCCAAGAUCUAUGAUCAAUUCAAGGAAGAAAUUGAAACCAAGUAUAGCGAUUUUGAGAAUGGCUGCCUAGGAGAUCUGACCCUCGAAGCACCCGAACUUGAGAAGUGGCUUCUCAGUGAGCUAAACAAAGAGCUGGGAAUUAUGCUGGAGCUUGACACAGACUUCUAUCAAGCUGGUAUCGACAGUCUUCAGUCGACUAGAAUGUGGUCAAGCAUCAAGAAACAAAUCAACCUUGGAGGUAACCAUGCAUCACUGAGUCGGAACGUACUUUACGAAACAGCAAACACCCGUGGACUUGCCCAGCAUCUUUGUUCGAUAAGGACUGGCGAGAGCAAGAUGCAAGAAGACGAGAUCGCGGUCAUGGAACAGCUUAUCUCGAAGUACUCCACCUUCAAGCAACACGAGCCAUACAAGGCAACCACUAACACCAGAGACGUUGUGCUUCUCACUGGAGCCACUGGAACAGUCGGUAUACACAUACUCGCCAAAGUGGUGAAGCAGAACAAUGUAAUAGCAGUAUGGGCGAUUGUGCGAGCUUCCUCAGUCGCCCAAGCAAGCGAGCGAAUCUCAGAAGCUCUGAGCUCACGCGGCUUGCACCUCACGGAGACAGAACGUGCUAAAAUUGUUCCGUUCUUAGGUGAUCUAAGCAAAUCAAAUCUCGGACUUGACGAAGAGAAUCUGCAAAACCUGAAAUCGCAGCUCACCCAUGUGAUACACAGCGCCUGGGCUGUCAACUUCAACCUCGGUGUGAAGAGUUUCGAAGACCAGCAUAUUAGAGGAGCGUACAAUCUCAUCCAGCUAUGCCUCUCGACUCGUACACCGAAGCCUGCGAAAUUCUUCUUCUGCUCGUCGGUCUCAUCGGCUGCAGGCACUCCUCUGGAUCAGACAAUCAGCGAAGGUCCGGUACCACGACUCGAGUUUGCUCAAGGAACAGGCUAUGGCAGAUCUAAGUUGGUGACAGAGCGGAUCGUCCACAACGCCAUGAAGCGCACUGGUAUGUAUGCUAGAGUGCUGCGUCUUGGUCAGAUUGCUGGCGACAGCGAACGCGGGCAAUGGAACACGACCGAGGCCAUCGCCUUGAUGAUACAGACAGCGACGACUAUCAAAGCUCUUCCAACUCACAACGAAGAGCUUUCGUGGCUUCCGGUAGAUCUCGCGGCAUCGGUUGUUGCAGAGCUUUCUGGCCUAGCCCAACCGAUCGCCGAUACUCGCUUGCAAGACGACAAACUUGUCUACAACAUCCAGAAUCCGAAAGUGUAUCACUGGACUCGAGACGUCUUGCCUGCUCUCCACAAAGCAGGCCUGGAGUUCGAUGAAGUAUCGCCCAAAGAAUGGGUACAAAGGUUGCGAGCUGGUGACCAGAAUCCAGAAACCAAUCCGCCGGUCAAGCUAGCUGAUUUCUUUGCCGAGAGAUACGGUAAUGUUGCUAAAAAUGCGCCGAUGAAGAGUGCAGGUCGUUAUGAGACUGUCCAGACAUGCAAGGAUAGUUCCACCAUGACUGCGAUCCCGGAUCUAAUCGAGUCGGGCAUGGUGGCUAAGUUUGUGAAGGCUUGGGCCAAGGAGUGGGGUGCAGAGCUAGAAAUCUGA
This is a messenger RNA of Aureobasidium namibiae CBS 147.97, 3129 nucleotides long. Its product is annotated as acetyl-CoA synthetase-like protein. The record is from RefSeq and is a predicted model, not a curated record. The coding region runs from base 1 to 3129 and encodes 1042 amino acids. The transcript is spliced from 2 exons. Lineage: Eukaryota; Fungi; Ascomycota; Dothideomycetes; Dothideales; Saccotheciaceae.